AUGUGUUCCAAGGAAACGUGGAAUGUAAAUGUGGAUAGAUUGGCAAGAAGCAACUGCGUGUAUCGAGAGAAUAUUCGAAAGUCGCUCAUCUACCCAACAGCAGAUAGCAGCGAUGAACGAUGUUCAUUGCGAAGCGUGUCUCUCAUUGAGUUAAAUUCCAACAUCGAUCAAUCGAGCGAAGAUUAUUUGAAUUUUAAGACACAACUACGAUGGACUAACAGCACUUUGGUCCCAUUCACUACCGUCGACGAAUGCAUUAACUUUCUUACUAACUACAAAAACGAACGGAUUUUCAUUAUUCUAUCCAAUACACUCGGAAAGACGAUAGUACCUCGCAUUCAUGAUCUACAUCAACUCGAUUCGAUAGUUAUCUUUGACAACAGUCAAACUUUGAAUGACGAAUGGAUGAAAAACUGGCGAAAAAUGAGAGGUACGCACAGUCAACUAACUUCAAUUUGCAACUUAUUAGCAUCAAUCGUGCAACAGCAUAGCCAAAAUGUUGUUCCUAUUAGUUUGGCAUCGGCUGAUAUCGGAUCGAAGACGAGUUUGGACGAACUUGAUCAUACCUUCAUGUACACUCAGUUACUAAAAGAAAGUUUAUUAGAUAUUGACCAUGACAAGACCGAAUGCGUCCACACGUUUGCUGACUAUUGGAGACAUCAAUGUCCGUAUAACACACCCGAAAUUGAUAAAUUUGAAAAAGAAUAUCCUCUUCACAGUCCGACUUGGUGGUAUUCUAACACAGUAUUUCUUUUUGAAUGCGUGAAUCAAGCUUUACGUACUCUGGAUGUAGAUAUUAUAUUGAAAAUUGCUUUCUUCAUGUGUCAUCUCCAUCGAAAUAUUCAGCAGAUUCAUUCGGAACAGUCCAGUAAGCAUGGAAAAUCAUUUACAGUGUACCGUGGAUACGGCUUGCCAGUGGUGGAUUUCGAAAAAUUGAGAAAAGCGAAAGGCGGACUACUCUCAUUCAAUAAUUUCUUGUCCACAAGCAAAGAUGAGAAAGUCGCGUCUAUGUUCGCUGAGAGUAACACGAAUGGCACCGAUUUGAUUGGUAUUCAUUUUAAAAUUACUGUUAAUGGGAGGAACUCAUCGGUUCCUUAUGCUUUUCUACGAGGUGGCCUCAGUAGUCAUCCGAACGAAAAAGAAGUUCUCUUUUCGAUGCAUACUGUUUUUCGUAUUGGUGAAAUUGAACAAAUUGGAGAUAACAAUCGACUUUGGCGCGUCAAUCUCACUGCGACUCAUGACAGAGAUCCACAGCUUAGCGCUCUUACUGAUCGAUUGGAGGAAGAGACUCAAAGAGGAUCGAAAGGAUGGUCUCGAUUGGGCAAAGUGCUACUUAAACUUGGUGAAGCCCGUGAAGCUGACAAAUUAUACGAGCUACUAUUAAAUGAAGAAUCUAAUGAGACUGAAAAGUCCUACUUUUACAGUCAACUUGGAUAUUGUAAAGUAGACCAAGGAAAAGCGGGCGAGGCAGUCAAAUUUUACAAAAAAGCAGUUGAAAUUGGGGAGAAAAAUCUUCAUCCAUAUGAUCACGUUUUGGCGAUUUAUUAUAAUAAUCUGGCAUCGGCGUAUGGAAAAAUAAGCGAGCAUUCCAAAGCACUCACUCUAUAUAGCAAAGCCCAGGAAAUAUAUGAAAAGAAACCGGAUGAUAAAAAUGAAUUAUUAGCAAUGACUUAUAGUAAUAUGGCUUUCACUUACGAUUGUAUGGGUCAAUACGAACGGGCCUUAUUCUUCUAUAAAAAACACCUAGAUAUCAGCAAACAUAUUCUUCCUUCAAACCAUCCCGACUUGGCGACUACUUACAGCAACGUCUGCUUAGUAUACAACAAUCUGGGUAAACACGCUAAAGCACUCGAUUCUGUCGAAAAAGCACUUGAAAUUCAGGAGAAGAUUCUUCCAUCAAAUCAUCCCGAUUUGGCUACUAGCUACAAUAACAAAGGUUUAGUGUAUGUUAGCUCAAAAAAUUAUUCAAAAGCACUUCCGUUCUAUCAAAAAGCUUUGACAAUCCGGGAAAAAAUCAAUCCGCCAAACUAUUCCGAUUUAGCUCAAUCCUAUAACAAUAUGGGAGACUAUUAUCACCAACAUGAGAAAGAUUAUCCUAAAGCACUUUCCUUCUAUGAAGAAACGCUCAAAAUUCGACAAAAUGCUGACCUUCAAAACCCACAUGAUUUAUAUAUCUGUUAUAAUAACAUUGGUCUAGUGCAUACCGACAUGAAUAAGCAUUCUGACGCGCUUUCCUUGUUUAAAGAAGCAGAGAAAUUCCUGGAGAAAGCCGUUCGUAAAGAUCAUCCUGAUUAUGCUAUCUUAUACAACAACAUCGGAGGUACACUGACAAGAAUAGGUGAUUAUCGAGCGGCACUUUCAUAUUGCAACAAGGUAUUAGAAAUUCGAAAAAACUUAUUGCCUGCAAACGAUCCCAAACUAUUAAUCUGGUAUUAUAGAAUCGCAAUGCUGUGGUACAAAUUAACGAAUCAGAGAUAA
Messenger RNA from Adineta ricciae, 2478 nucleotides. The record is from the annotation of a GenBank genome assembly. Lineage: Eukaryota; Metazoa; Rotifera; Eurotatoria; Adinetida; Adinetidae.